UAUCAGUUUCCUUUUAUGUACAAGUCUGUAAACACAAUAUCCGUUCAGUUUUAUUGAUGUUGAAGUGUACUAUACGUAAUUGUCUUUAUAGUGCUGGAAAUGAUAUAUACAAAAGUAAUAUAAUGUAAUAAUACUUCUGUUUUUGUCUUGUUAAUUCUAGAUGUUGUGGUACCAAAAUAUAAACGUAAAUAAAAUCAAUCAAAAUAUUACUAUUUUACGUUUAUUUAUCAAUUAUAUUUGCACAUUUCGGUUGAUAGUUGUUUUCCCAAACAUACAAAUAAUGCAAGAAUUGUUAUAAAUCAAAAUAUUUUAUAUUAUUUUGUUCCCUACAGUUGGCUUUUCUUUGAAAUUAUUAUAUUAUUGUAUAUGUACUAUGACUGCGACAUAUUUUGGUUACUUUAAACAGAGAUACGUCUUUUACUAAUGUGCUAAAGUUUUCGGCGACUUCAUUUAUAAUGUUCAAAAGUCAGUAUACUACAGGUUAUGAAUAUUCUAUUCAAUGUUACUUUAAUAUCUCUUUAUUAUACUUAAUCGCACCUUUGUAAAUUGCUCUAAAACUAAUUACUUGUUACAGCACGUAUAGAGCUUAAUGAAUAGGUACGCAACUGUACGUAUGUUAUUCUCGUGAUCUAAUAUAAUGAUUAGCAUACAUGGAUACUGUCUUAACCCACGUUUCGUCUGCUUGGUCAAGUCAAAAAGUUUUCGUCGAAUCAAUGAAGCUUUUGCGUUUUAGUGUGGGCGAGACUAAAGAUGGUAUUACCAGCACGGAACUGUCCGUCCUGUCAGCAUCCGCUGUUUAGUAGGACCGCUCGCUCUGUAGUUGGCGUGGCUCUGUAUUUGAUUUGUGUCAGUUCUAGAAACUAUGUGAGUCGUGGAUGAGGGACGACGACAGCGACAGCAUCCCACCUCUUGUUGUCUGGCAGAGCUGCUACUACACGGCAUGAAGAGAAGAGUGCUCCUGUCAAUCCUGGUUCUGGGGGUGUUUGGAGUCCCCGCCCAGUUCAGACUGAUGCAGCGGGGUCGACUACUCAGUCCGCUGUGGUAUCCGUCAUCUAAAGAUCACCUCGGCUUGUUAUCCAGAAGAAGUGAAGACUCCAAUGCAUUCACAGAAUCAGCAUAUAACAGUUUGAAAUUGCGGACUCUUCUAAAUAUACUGAAGAGAAAGCCAAGCUAUGGCAUCCCAAGAGAAAAUCAUUCAUUUCUGUUUGAAAGACAGCGUGAGAAGAAACUGGCGCGUGAGUGUGACGCCACCCGAAUAACCCCGGCCCAGCUUCGCGAGUAUCUCAUGACCAGACGAAUUUGCGGAUUUAGGGUAUCUUCUUUUCGUUUUGGACUGGGCGGAAGGAAGCGAUGAUAAGCCAGAAGGAAGUGACGAUAGCGCGGAGUAAUACUAUUUUCAGUCAUCAGUGUUUCAGAAUAUGUCCUGCUUGCAGUUAAAGACCGCAAUCAUAUAGCAUGUCUUGGGACAAAUAUUCCGGAGAGUUGGUCCAGAGCUGGCGUGCUUGAACCUUUAGUGGAUGUAGGCAUGUCAGAUGGUUGAUUUAUCAGCUAAAAUAGUUGAGCCCCAAAAUACAGACAACAACAACGACAACGAAAAAACAACAACAAAAAGCUAAUUAAAAAUAAACACCAGGUUAACUUUUAACCAAAUUUUAUAAGACUUUCACCCCACCCACACAUUUUAUUUAAUUAGAUAAGGAAGGCAAGCAUAAAUAAUGUGAUUGUAUGUACUUCCCAUUUGAUGUAGUUAAUGAUGACGUUAACGUAGAAAAAACAUAUAUAUAGAUUUCAUCAAGAUCUAAACAGAAAUACUUUCUCCAGUUAUUCUCCAGAUAUCAAAAAUAACUUUCCAUUUUACAAAUUAGCGUCUGCAAGACUAAAAAAUCAAUCAACUGAAGUUUGAAAAACAAACCUGUCUAGGUUUUUUGUUUCCUUUACCGAUGGGACUUCACUAAAUCCAUUUUCUAUAAAUAUACUAUACGUUAAUCAUUUUAAUAUGUAAAUUUGUAUAUAAUGUGUUUUUCAGCUUGUAGAAAAAGGUCUCGAGCAAUGUUUUAUACUAAAUGAGUCACCUUAUUUAAAUAAAGCAUUAUUAUUGUUAUUCGUAUUCACUUCAUUUAGAAAUCGUGUAUAAAUUCCACCAGUAUUCAUUACUGACUAAUCAAUAAUGUUCCAGGGAGAAACAUCAUUAAGGUAGUGGGUGGUGGUAGAUACAGAAAUAACUAUUUCAGUCUACUUUGACUGCUGGGCAUGAUAAAUGCAGAUAAAACAAAAUGCAUUACGGUAUUCUUAUUUUAUCGGUUGUAAAUCUGGAAAAUUACAUUAAAGUUUUCUUGAACAGCCCUAAGGACUAUUUUUUGUAAAAGCAACAGUAAGAAAUAAAAUUGCUUGCUUGAAUCUCAGUUCGAAGUGAGCAUGAAAUUAAAUAAUGAGUAUUAAUACGAAAUCAGCAACAUCCAAUGGACAAAAUGACAUGGUGGCAAUUACCUACACAUUUUUAUAUUGAUGUUAAUCAUCAAGUCUUUCAUGGACACCCACAUAUUGUUGUGGUGGGGUGUCUUUUAUACAUUCAUUACCCGUCUGAUGCGCGGUCAGUCUAGAAUCGAUCCCCGUCAUUGGGCCCAUUGAGCUAUUUCUCGUUCCAGCCUAUGCACCACGACUGGUAUAUAAAAGGCUGUUGUAUGUGCUAACCUGUCUGUGUGAU
Molecule: messenger RNA, 2704 nt
Organism: Gigantopelta aegis
Lineage: Eukaryota; Metazoa; Mollusca; Gastropoda; Neomphalida; Peltospiridae
Exons: 2
Coding region: 941-1354 (137 amino acids)
Source: RefSeq, a predicted model, not a curated record